AUGCUGGCUCUCUGGUCCCGGGCAGCGCAGACCCCGGGAUCCUGUCGAUGCAUUGUCUGCGGCAGUCGAACGGUGCACAGUGGCGCGAGCAACACCCUCCGGACGCAAGCACGGAUACAACCCACCGUCCCCGCCGCCGGGAUCGCCAUCGAUGCGCGCGCCAGACCAAGUCGGCAGCUGUGGGAGGAGGCGGUCGAUUCGUUAAAGGAGGCCCUUGAGCGUCCGCUCGACUCCCCAUUGAAGGUCAGCGGGCAUGGAACGGGAGGCUUCGAGUCGAUUGAUCAUGUCCCUCUGGAGCGACUGCCCCGGGAUCUUGACUGGACUCGAGUCACGCAAGUCGCGGGCAUGGAUCUAGCAGAUGAUCAGAGGCUAUCGCACAGGAUGCAUUCACGCGCCUACGACGACCCAGAUGGAGUAUGGGAAGAGCUGCGAUGGGACUCACGGUCUCCGGGCAUGCAGCAGCUCCAGUGGCCGGCCAAUACAGGACACAAAAUGAAGCCAUACAACCUGCCGCCGCAGUCGCUGUGGGCCGUGGAUACGGCCAGGAUGGCAUCUUUGCGGAGACGACACACAUGGAAGAAGCUCGCUAUGCAAGAGCUGUGCACUGCAGUCCUCAUAUACUCACUUCUAAGACGUGUCAGCGUGCCCGGGUGGGCGCGGGGGGAAGUAGCUCCGCAGAUUGAGACAGUGGCCUCUCUCGACGGCGCACAAGCCAGGAGUGCACGGAAGGAGAUACUUGCGAACAUUGUACGGCUGCAUCUCACCCCUGUGGACACUGAGCUCGACGACGCAUUGCAGGCGCAGAUCUGUCCAGACCAGCCCGGGGUUCCGCAGUACCACCAGGACCCUGAUGGCCAUUUCUACGAGACCAGCCAGCGGUUGAAUAGCGGUCUGAAAGAGCUGCUGCGUCACGACUCCAGGAACAAAAAGAACGAGAAGGAAGCUGCGGUCGCAGUCGCCAAGAUUUGCCACAACCUUUUCGUCUCUUCAGCUCCGCCGGAUGUUCAGACAUUCAACAUCCUCAUCGCUGGCUUCAAGAGAUGGCGAUGUCCGGAGAUGGUUGACGACGUUAUACUCGCCUUCCACGGGUCCAAGAUACGGCCAAACGAGAUCACACUACGCUACAUUCUCGGCCACUACAUUUCCGAACGACGACCGGACGGUUUCGCCCGAUUUGUCGCCUGGAUGCGCGGCGUUGGCGAUGCAUUGAUGCUUGCCGACCCGGACGUCACCAUAAAUGAAGCCGGCCAGGGUCGUCUGAUCCGCAAGAGUGCUAACAAGGUCUACCAGAAAGUGUAUCCCACGCCCAUGGUGUUCGGCGCCCUGAUUGGCGGCGUGAUGAAGUUCGGCGGCUUCGAGCGUGCGCUCGACGUCUACUACGAGAUGAAAGCUGACGGAUGGGGUCUCGAUCUGGCCAGUCUCACGCGCCUGCUGGGCGACUGCGUCCGCCGCGCCGACUGGCAGGGCGGCCUGUACAUCUGGGACGAGAUCAACAGUAUCAAAGACCUGGCCAUGCCGCGGGACAUGGCCAAGGCAUACGAGUUCAUGCUCAGCCUGUGCUCCGUCACGGGGAACACCAGCGCCUUUAACCAGCUCCUCGCCGAGGUAGCGAGCAGAGGCUUCGACCGCCACGAGAUCCUCAGUCGCGCGCUGCGCACAACGCGCUGGGCGCAGGCCAAGCGGGAGAAUCUGGCACCGGCCUGGGCCGCAGACAACCUGCUCAUCGCCGUGUCCAGCUUCGUCAAGGACCUGAAAGAAGCCGACCCCGGCGUGACCCCGGACUUCAGCAUCGACGACCUGAUGUACGGCGCGCCCGUCGUCGAGGGUGACGACAGCAUGCCCAUCGACAACCUGCGCGACUGGGACGACAGCGCGCCCGUCGAGGUCGAGGUCUCGGAGCAGCAAGCUCAGGAUCGCACCGAGACGUGGGCCUCGUGGGUGGAAGCUGAGUUUGGAGAGCGGCCCCGCGAUCCGGAU
Molecule: messenger RNA, 1977 nt
Organism: Didymella exigua CBS 183.55
Lineage: Eukaryota; Fungi; Ascomycota; Dothideomycetes; Pleosporales; Didymellaceae
Exons: 1
Molecular function (GO): protein binding
Source: RefSeq, a predicted model, not a curated record